Messenger RNA from Drosophila eugracilis, 1214 nucleotides. RefSeq names its product palmitoyl-protein thioesterase 1 (gene Ppt1). Gene Ontology annotation, biological process: receptor-mediated endocytosis; protein depalmitoylation. NCBI's taxonomy places the organism in Eukaryota, Metazoa, Arthropoda, Insecta, Diptera, Drosophilidae. The transcript is spliced from 4 exons. Gene Ontology annotation, cellular component: lysosome. Gene Ontology annotation, molecular function: palmitoyl-(protein) hydrolase activity. Bases 89 to 1012 code for a protein of 307 amino acids. The record is from RefSeq and is a predicted model, not a curated record.
GAUAACGCCGGUGCAGUUGAUAUCGCUUUUUGUUUCCAAUAACUUAAUUAUGUGCUUUGGUUUGUGUUUCGAAUAAACAAUACCAAAAAUGAGAUGUAAAAUUGUACUUUGGCUACUCCUGAUCGUUGGACUAAUCCUGGGAUACAUUUGGUGGAAGCCAACGGCUGGUGGAACCAAUGCGGAUGUCCUGCCGGUAGUCUUGUGGCACGGAAUGGGCGAUACCUGCUGUGUCCCAUUCAGCUUGGGUGGCAUUAUGAGCCUAAUUGUUGACCAGACAAAGGGAGCCUAUGUGCGAUCGCUGGAGAUUGGUGGUAAUCCGGUAAUGGACUGGGAAAGCGGCUUCUUCAUCCAUCCCAACGAGCAGGUGGAGUUCGUUUGCAAACAGCUACUGAUGGAUGAACGCCUGGCCAAGGGUUACAAUGCCAUCGGAUUCUCGCAAGGUGGUCAGUUCCUGCGUGCCGUGGCCCAACGUUGUCCCACUCCGCCGAUGAGAAACCUCAUAACCUUUGGUGGCCAGCACCAAGGAGUCUUCGGUCUGCCCAUGUGCCCAACACUAAGCGAGAGCGCCUGCGACUAUAUUAGCAGGCUCCUCAACCGUGCAGCCUAUACGGAGGAAGUUCAAAGAAAUUUGGUGCAAGCCACCUACUGGCACGAUCCAAUCAUGGAGAACUCAUACCGACUGGGCAGCACAUUCCUGGCUGACAUUAACAAUGAGCUCUACUUCAACGAGUUUUAUAUAGAGAACCUGAACAAACUAAAGAGAUUUGUGAUGGUGAAGUUCUUGAACGAUACAAUUGUCCAGCCCAAGGAGUCGCAGUGGUUCCAGUACUACACCACAGGACAGGACAAAGUCAUCCAGCCUUUUAACGAGAGUAAAGUCUAUCAAGAUCUGGGCUUGGACCAGAUGGACAAAGAUGGUAAACUUAUCUUUGUUGGCGUUGAAGGCGAUCACUUGGCCAUAUCCAAAGAAUGGUUUAUCAAGAACAUAGUACCUCUGCUACUCGAAAAAUGAGAAUAUAAAACAAAGAAUGAAAAAAAGAAAAACAUGUGAUAGAGAAGAAUUUGACAAAGGAGAGCUUUUACCAUUGAUUUGAAAAGUCAACUACUACUCCAGAUUUAAAAAAAUACAUAAUGUGACUAUGAUGUUUUGAUAUACUUUUAUACAUGUUUAAUUAGAGAUAUAUAUUUAAUAAAUUCAGUUGGGACAUACAAAA